This is a messenger RNA of Cryphonectria parasitica EP155, 1419 nucleotides long. RefSeq lists its product as uncharacterized. The transcript has 2 exons. Bases 1 to 1419 code for a protein of 472 amino acids. The record is from RefSeq and is a predicted model, not a curated record. NCBI's taxonomy places the organism in Eukaryota, Fungi, Ascomycota, Sordariomycetes, Diaporthales, Cryphonectriaceae.
AUGGCGUCUGAACCUGAGCCUGAUGAGCAGCCCACUACCACCACCACCACCACUGCUGCUGCUGCUCAUGGGGUGGUGGAGCUGGCACAGGAGAUCGAUUUUGUCACGCUUGGAAUGUUCAUAAUCGAUGACAUUGAAUACCGCCCACCUCGUCCCGCAGAAAGGGACGUUCUCGGAGGCGCAGGCUCAUACGCCGCACUAGGUGCCCGCCUGUUCUCACCAGCCCCGACCGAAUCCCAAACAGUCGGCUGGGUCGUCGACAAGGGCUCAGAUUUUCCGCCCUCCGUCUCCACCCUCAUCGACUCCUGGACGACCUCAGCACUGGUCCGACACGACCUGGACCGCCUCACCACUAGGGGCUGGAAUGGCUAUGUGGACGACAAAGAGACCCGCGCCUUCAAGUACACCACACCCAAGAAGCGCCUCGUUGCGUCCGACCUCUCCGGUACCCCGCUCCUGCAGGCCAAGGCCUUCCACAUCAUCUGCAGCCCCUCGCGGUGCCGUGAGCUCGUCACGGAGCUUCUCACCCUGCGCAAGGAACAGGCACCACCCGAAGAACCCGAGAGCCCAGAGGGUGAGGCCGAAGGCGGCGGCGGCGGUGGGUACACGCGCCCCACCAUCAUCUGGGAGCCUGUGCCCGAUCUGUGCACGCCCGAGGAGCUGCUGAACCUGACCAACUGCCUCCCACUUGUCGACGUGUGCAGCCCCAAUCACUCCGAGCUCGCUUCCUUCAUGGGCGAUACAGCCGUCGAUCCGGACACAGGCGAAAUCAGCACCGCCGCCGUCGAGAGGGCCUGUGAGCAGCUCCUUGGGAGUAUGCCGCUGUCCAGCUUUACCCUUGUCAUCCGCGCCGGCGAGAAGGGCUGCUACCUCGCCAAGAACGGCGGCCGGCGCAAGACCCCAGCCAAGGAGGGGAAAGGUGGUGCUGGCAACGGCCGGCGGAGGCGGCGGAAGGAGAUUGGACAUCACGGUGGAUUACAGCCCGACACCGACAUGAUGAGCCUGUUUGCAGGCUUGCUGCAGCAGUCCCCUUCUGGCCCUGGUGAUGGCGAGGGCGAGGGCGAGGGCGGCGGCGGCGAGACGUACAGCUUCAUACACGAGGAAGACAACGAGGUCGAAAUCGACCCGGGCCUGGACCGGUGGAUUCCGGCAUACUGGACCAAGGAGCUCGCCGAGAAGGUCGUCGAUCCUACGGGGGGAGGGAACACGUUCCUCGGAGGGUUAGCCGUCGCGCUCGCCAGAGGGAAAAGUCUCGAGGAGGCUGCGUGCUGGGGCACCGUCGCGGCAAGUUUCGCCAUUGAACAGGUUGGUGUGCCUUCGCUGGGCAAGACCGAAGAGGGCGAGGAGACGUGGAAUGACGUCCAGGUAGAGGCCAGGUUGAGAGAGCUUCAUGAGAGGAUUGGAUGGACUGAGGACUAA